This is a messenger RNA of Annulohypoxylon maeteangense, 935 nucleotides long. RefSeq lists its product as uncharacterized. Lineage: Eukaryota; Fungi; Ascomycota; Sordariomycetes; Xylariales; Hypoxylaceae. The transcript has 3 exons. Bases 370 to 753 code for a protein of 127 amino acids. The record is from RefSeq and is a predicted model, not a curated record.
GACAUCGUAAAAAUAAAAUGACUGUGCAUACACCAUUCGUAACGCAUAACCCUUAGGUGACUUGAUUGAUGGGCGGUGCUCUUGAAAGAUCGGACGUAAAAAGCCGUGAGAAAUCUUUGUAUUCCUUUACUUUGUUUGCAUUGUAUUCGCCUCUCACGGUCUCUCUUUUACUUUUUUUCUUUUCCUUUCCAAUUAAAGGAUCCACGUUGCACCAACAAUCAAUAUUCCGUUCCUUAAAUUCUAGUACUUAAUUCGAUUGAGGUCGUACACGAUUAUUCCUUGCGUACCUAUUAAUCAAUCAAACACCCCCCCGUUUCCAUAUUUGAAUCACCAUCGAGUACCUCGAGUUUAUUAGCAGGAAACGGAAUAAUGAAGAUCUUCACACAUACCGUUGCCUUUCUCUUGGCGACUACUGGGGUUGGCGCAAUGAAGGACUUCAAAGCAGUCGAGUUCGAGAAGAACGAUUGUACUGGAUGGAUCAAGCAUUCGAGCAUGGGUCUUAAACCGCAAUAUUGGCAGAUCAAGAUGGACAAUGACACCAAGAGCGUCUACACCGAAACCACAAACGAUGGCAUCUAUCGAUGGUAUGCCUUCUCGGGCACGACUGAGAUGGGCUGCGACGGAAGGGUGUUAGGCCGUCUCUACAGAGGAUGCGCCAGCCUUGCCAAGUAUAACGAGACGAUCAAGUGCAUUCGAUGGUGUAGCCUGUGGUCGCACAAUGAUCACUCAUGCAAGGCCAUCGGUCAAGAUUAGCCUAUGCGGCUUCGUAGACAAAAGACUACGGUCAGGGGAUGGCAACAUCCACACUUUAACAGAACUAGAGGUCGAGACGACCACUUAUGAUACCCCGUCAUUUGAUAGAUACCAAUACAGCAUCGCGAUUUUUUUUCUUUCGGUUAAGGAAAGCACCACGUGAAGUAUCUUUCAAUUUUCAA